This is a messenger RNA of Ochotona curzoniae (black-lipped pika), 586 nucleotides long. It is a transcript of the gene SCGB3A2, whose product is annotated as secretoglobin family 3A member 2. The record is from RefSeq and is a predicted model, not a curated record. NCBI's taxonomy places the organism in Eukaryota, Metazoa, Chordata, Mammalia, Lagomorpha, Ochotonidae. The coding region runs from base 160 to 441 and encodes 93 amino acids. The transcript is spliced from 3 exons.
GUUGUGAUUGAAAGUCAGGACUUCAGUAGUUGUAUAAAUAAGUGUGUGUACAAAAGAAGCUGCCACACGUUAAACGGUAGGUGGGACCACUGACUUGGCGGAUUCACCAGGUUUUCUGGUUGAAUUUUCAAUUCUGGGAAAAUACCAGAGGUAUCUGUCAUGAAGCUGGUAACUGUCUUCCUGCUGGUGACCAUCACCAUUUGUAGUUACUCUGCUACUGCCUUCCUUUUUAAUAAGCUGCCUGUCCCUAUUGACAAGGUGCUACCAUUACCCCUGGACAACAUUCUUCCCCUCAUGGACCCACUGAAGCUUCUUCUGAAAACUCUGGGUAUUUCUGUUGAGCACCUUGUUGAAGGGCUAAGGAAGUGUGUGAAUGAGCUUGGACCAGAGGCUUCUGAGGCUGUGAAGAAACUGCUGGAAGCCCUUUCACAUUUGGUGUGACAUCAGAGAAGAAAGAGAGAGAAGGUGGAAGUAGACUGAGGAUGAUGCUCCCAUUCUCCCUGAUACUCAUUUUCUCUAACUGUACACUAAACAGGCUAAGAUCAUCUACUUCUGGAAAGGAUGAAUAAAGCAAUGAAAAGAUUUU